AUGGCUGAAGCAAAGAAAGAAGUGAAGGAGUCGAAGCACGAGACGAAGGCCAUCCCGCUGUUCGACGGCAACGACUUUGAGAUGUGGCAAGAGCGAGUCAAACUGAAGUUGAUGCGCAAACAACUUUGGAAAUACUGCGUCGAAUAUGUCAAAGAACCAUCAGAGAAGAAUAAGGAAUCGGAGCACAACGACUGGGUGAUCAAGACGGCUCGAACCAAGGAGAUCCUGUACGAGUCCAUGACGAACCAGAUAAUGAAGACAGUGAAGUAUGAGCAGACUCCGUAUCGAGUGAUGGAGCGCCUGAAACGGCGCUUUAUGGGGAAGACCUACUUGAAGUUUGCUGAGGAGAAAGUGAAGUUGAGUCGUCUUCGACUUGAGCCGAAGGGAAAUCUGCCCGAUCAUCUGAGUGAGAUGCGACGAAUCAUGGAGACUAUUUCGCGCCUACGUCAUUAUGCCUUUGAUGAAAUUGGAGAAAAAGGUACUGGAUCUCGCACGUGA
Molecule: messenger RNA, 498 nt
Organism: Phytophthora nicotianae INRA-310
Lineage: Eukaryota; Oomycota; Peronosporomycetes; Peronosporales; Peronosporaceae
Exons: 2
Coding region: 1-498 (165 amino acids)
Source: RefSeq, a predicted model, not a curated record